Molecule: messenger RNA, 1680 nt
Organism: Aspergillus bombycis
Lineage: Eukaryota; Fungi; Ascomycota; Eurotiomycetes; Eurotiales; Aspergillaceae
Product: enoyl-CoA hydratase/isomerase family protein
Exons: 4
Coding region: 1-1680 (559 amino acids)
Source: RefSeq, a predicted model, not a curated record
AUGUCUUACAACCCUAAGAAUAACCGCGUGCUGGCCGUCGUAGGCGUCGGCCCAGGCAUCGGCGAAGCAGUCUCGCGCCACUUCGCCUCGAAAGGCUUCAGCGUAGCGCUGAUCGCCCGAACAGAAGACAAACUCUCCAAAAUCCAAGACUCAAUCAACGCGUCCCACCCCAACUCGGCAAAAUACUACGUCACCGAUGUUCGGGAUGAAUCAAGCGUGAUCAAGACCUUUACUUCCAUCAAGGAAGAUCUCGGCCCUGUCCAUGUGCUAAUCUACAACGCCGGGUCGAGACGCAUUCGUCCGCGGACUAUCCUCGAGACAUCCUCGGAGGAGUUCGAAAACUUCACCCGCAUCAAUAUGUUCGGUGCCUUUUUCGCCUCCAAGUGUGUCCUCCCCGAUAUGUUGGCCGCCGGGGAGGGCACUGUUAUCUUCACCGGUGCGACGGGGUCGAUUCGCGGGAGUCCCGGGUUGAGUAGUUUCUCGCCGGGAAAGUUUGGGCUUCGCGCCCUAUCACAAAUUAUCACUAGGGAGUUUCAGAGUAAGGGUAUUCAUGCGGCGCAUCUUAUUGUCGAUGGACCCGUGCAGAGUGAUAUCAUUGGGGGGUGGUUGCGGAAGAAAUGGGAGAGGGAGGGUGAAUCCGAGAAGUUGCAGGAGAUGCAUCGGUAUGUUAUGCAGCCUCACAAUCUGGCGGAGAUUUAUUGGUUCUUGUAUACGCAACCGAGGAGAGAAGCAGUCAGACUUGCAACUCCCAGAAUGGUACCAGCUCCGCCUCCUCUUGAUAUUCCCAAGUCUUACGAGACACUCCCUCUCACUGAUGUCAAGGUCUCGCAUCGUCCGGAGGGUGUCCCGGUCGCAACACCCGUAGUAGUGGUGACACUGAACCGACCAGACAAGAACAAUGCAUUUUCCACACAUCUCAUGAAUGCAUUCGAGAAGCUGUAUCCACUGUUUGACGUGGACGAGCGAGUCAAGGUUGUCGUGUUGACGGCAACAGGGAAGAUCUUCUGCGCUGGCGCCGACCUGAAGGAGCCGUUCAAACCGGUUAAAGAGCGGCCGCUCGAGUUUCGCGACCCUGGCGGUCGUAUGGCCCUCGCCAUCUACCGAUGCCGCAAGCCCACCAUCGCCGCCCUCCAAGGCUCCGCCGUCGGCGUAGGCAUCGCCAUGACCCUACCCUGCGCGAUCCGCAUAGCAUGCGAGCAGGCCAAGUACGGAUUCGUCUUCGCCCGUCGCGGGCUAACCCUGGAAUCCAGUUCAUCGUUCUUCCUUCCUCGGCUGAUUGGAUACUCGCGCGCAAUGUACUUGUUGACCACCGGCCAUGUCUUGCCGCCCACAUCGCCGCAUUUCGGAUCGCUGUUUGCAGAGACUCGACCUGAUCCUUCGCAGGUUCUCUCUCGUGCACUGGAAUUGGCGACCGAGAUUGCGGAGAAUGUUAGUCUACUCGCGUGGCAUUUGAAUCAUGCCUUGAUGUGGCGUAAUCCCGGGACUGCUGAGGGAGCUCAUAUUGUUGAUUCGACAGUGAUCUAUCAUAUGUUUGAUGGGAGGGACAUGCACGAAGGGACCAAGUCUUUUCUAGAGAAGCGAAAGCCCAAUUUCACGGCAACGUUAGAACAUGCGCCGCCGAACUACCCGUGGUGGAUUGAAAUUGAUACAGGCAGGAGGACGCGGGCUGAAAAGCUGUGA